Oppia nitens is the source of this 4519-nucleotide messenger RNA. Its product is annotated as multidrug resistance-associated protein 1-like. Gene Ontology annotation, biological process: transmembrane transport. Gene Ontology annotation, molecular function: ATP binding; ATP hydrolysis activity; ABC-type transporter activity. The transcript has 8 exons. Lineage: Eukaryota; Metazoa; Arthropoda; Arachnida; Sarcoptiformes; Oppiidae. Gene Ontology annotation, cellular component: membrane. Bases 14 to 4486 code for a protein of 1490 amino acids. The record is from RefSeq and is a predicted model, not a curated record.
UAUUAAGUUUAUUAUGGAAUUUUGUAAUACACCCUUUUUGAACUGGACACUAACCUGGGAUACCGAUAUCCCUGAGCUGACCACAUGUUUCAUGCAUACAGUAUUACCGAUAUUUCCACUCACAAUACUAUUAGUGAUACUUCCAUAUGAUGUAUAUGUUGUUCGUAAAUCAUAUCAAAAAGUACCGCCAAUUCCUUAUCAAUGGAAAAAUAUUACACAUUUACUUACAAUCAUAUGUCUGACAAUUAUAUCGAUUAUAAAUUUAUCAAAAAAUUUGUGGCAAUACUUUAAAAAUGAAAUCAAUUUACCUGCGAGUGAAGUGUUGGCAUAUUUAGUAAAAUUACUUACUUAUAGUUUGGUCACAAUUUUGGUGUUUAUAUUCCGUCGGUAUGGUUAUCGACAUCCGUCAUCAAUACCUGUCCAUUGGUUGGCAGGAGUUUCGUGUGUCUUAACUAAUUUAUAUCAUGUUUUUGUAAAAUAUAAUAAUAACACCAAUAGUCCUACAUUUGAUGCCACAAUCAGUUGUCUAGAAGUUUACCUCUCAAUCCAAGCAUUGGUUAUAUCAUGUUUGACACAAAAAAUAUCUGAUUUCGAGACACUGGAUACUGAUGGCCAACAUUAUUGUCCAAUGAAUGAUUUUAAUGUAUUUUCCCGUGUGUUCAUCACAUGGAUGCUAAAGAUUUUGAAAGCGGGUUACAAAACAAAUGCAGAUCUGAAACAGUAUUUACUGGCAUUAUGUGAUUACGUUACCUCCCGGAGCUCAUUCAAAACGUUUCAAUCGGUUAACAAAAAAUACAAUCCAAACGCAAAACUAGUUUCAGAGAUUAGACUAUUGCCACUGAUUUGGUGGACAGCGUGGUCUUCGUAUAUAAUAUCAGCCGUUCUUCAGAUUGGAUUAAUUGCCUUCAAUUUUGUUCAGCCAUAUAUUCUUGAGUAUCUCAUCGACUUUAUCUCUAAUAAAGAUGAACAUCUAUGGCACGGAGUGUUCUUUGCUAUUUGCUAUAGUUUGGCCCUUAUCUUCGCCCGUGUAUUUGACAAUCAUAGCUAUUGGUUUUCUAGUUUGGCAUACUAUAGGGUACAAUCAUCGCUUAUUCAGUCACUGUAUGCCAAAAUGCUUCGUCUAAGUCCCAGUGCUCGCCGUGAAUAUACUACUGGUGAAAUCAAUAAUAUUUUGGGUGUCGACGUGACCGAGAUUUGCGGUUUCUUUCAUGAAAUGUCAAAUUUAUAUUGCGUUCCCAUCAGUCUGGGAAUUGGACUAUACAUUGUUUGGCAACAGUUGGGUCCGGCAUCGAUGACUUUGGUGGUCGCACUGCUAUUUGUCGGACCGUUUACCACAUUUGUGAUGAAACGUAUAGACAAUCUACAGACACAACAGAUGGAGUUUAAAGACAAACGUAUGGAACAAAUGAGUGAAAUCUUGAAUAAUAUUAAACUAUUGAAACUGUUUGGUUGGGAGAAACCUUUCAUUAAAAGAGUGGCAGAAACCAGGAAUCAGGAACUAAAAACAUUAAACACAUCUAACUAUUGGUGGAUAUGUAUUGAUAUUCUGUGGACAUGUAUACCAAUGGUCAUCGCUGGCCUGUCAUUCACAAUCUAUACCCUAACAUCUGGUGAACCAUUUAGCGCAAAGAAGGCAUUUGUAACUCUUUCUGUAUUAAAUCUCUUAAGAGGACCGAUGGGCCGGAUUCCCAAUGUAUUGAGUCAUUUAGUGCGAGCUAUCGUUUCAUUUAAGCGAAUCCGGAAGUAUUUGAGUGCCGAAGAAUUAGACCAAAGUUUAGGAAAUGUUGAUGACUUUAGAGAAGAUAUCAACGAUGAAAGACAUGCAGUUUCGUUAAAUAAUUGUUCAUUUGCUUGGAAUCUAAAUGAAGAACCAAUUUUGAAAGAUUUUAGUUUAAAAGUAAGAAAGGGUUCACUGGUAGCUAUAGUCGGACGGGUUGGGUCCGGUAAAUCAUCACUUUUUUCAGCAAUUAUGGGGGAUAUGUAUCAAACUGUAGGAAAGCGAAAAGCAAUUACCGGUAGUGUGUCAUAUGUUCCUCAAUCAGCAUGGAUUCAAAACAUGAGUUUAAGAAAUAAUAUAGUUUUUGUCUCUGAAUAUGAAUCGACAAAAUAUGAGAGAGUAAUCACUGCCUGUGCUCUCAAAACAGACUUUGUUUUAUUACCGGCGCGUGAUUUGUCUGAAAUCGGAGAAAAGGGAAUCAAUUUAAGUGGCGGACAAAAACAUAGAGUGAGUUUAGCCCGAGCUGUAUAUCAGGACACAGAUGUGUAUUUAUUGGACGACCCUUUAGCGGCUGUGGACGCACACGUAGCUCAACAUCUGUUUGAACACGUAAUCGGACCAAAAGGACUGUUAAGACGAAAGACUCGUAUAUUGGCUACACAUAACAUACACUUUCUUAAAGAUACUGAUUAUAUAAUAGUUAUGAGCGACGGACGUAUUCUGGAUUCGGGUUCAUAUGAAGAGUUGUCUGAUAGAGGAAUGCUUUCGGAACAGUUGUUCACUACUGAAUCAGAUGACAAAUCAGUUAAUAGUGAAGAUCAAACAUCCCGUCAGACAUCACGUCAAACAUCACGAAUGCUUUCAAAUGAUACAAAUAUACAGAUAUCGAGACAAUUGUCAAAACAGACUUCACGACAACUAUCACAGAGAAGUGAAUCACAGAUUGAGAAUAAAAAAGAGACACUAAAAGAAAGGUUAGAAAGAGAGGCUGAAAAUUGUCAGCUUAUUGAUGAAGAGCACCAGGAGUUUGGAAGUAUUAAAUAUACUAUUUAUUUGGAUUAUCUGCGCCGAUGUGGGCUCUGGUUUUUUAUUAUGGGAUUUGUCAGUACAUUCAUGUUCAAUGCUUCCGAAGUUGGCGGAAACUAUUGGGUCAGUUAUUGGACAUCAAAAAAUACCACUGAAACCGAUACUACCAAAGCUCGAGACGAAUUCCUUACAUUUUAUUUGACAGCUAUGGUAUUGGACGCACUGUUUGUUUUAUUUGCACAGUUGGGUCUGAGAAAAGGUGCCAUUAGGGCAUCACGUGUAUUGCAUAACGAUAUGUUAGAACGUAUACUUCGUACACCACUUUCCUUCUUUGAUGUCACUCCUUUGGGACGUAUUAUCAAUCGAUUCAAUCACGACUUAGAGAUGAUUGACACAGAAAUACCGUUUUUUUAUGCCGAAACAAUUUCCACAGUAUUUUGGUUUAUAUUGAUUCUGGGAAUAAUUAUAUUUACGAAUGCAUAUAUGAUUAUAUUUAUAUUAAUUGUUUCCUUAUUGUUUAUCUAUUGUUACCGAUUAUUUUUGUGGACAUCGCGACAAUUGAAUCGUUUGGAUUCAAUCACCCGAUCGCCGAUUUAUAGUCAUUUUAAUGAAAGCAUUUCGGGUGCCGUUUCUAUACGUGUUUAUCGCGUCCAACAAAUAUUUAUAGAAAGAUUGCAAAAACUAAUUGAUAUUAAUAUUAAUAUCAAGCGACACAUGUAUUCAACAACUAUGUGGAUUGAAAUAUGGAGUUGUAUAAUAGCUUCAAUAAUUGCAUUUUCAACUGCAUUGUUGAUUGUUUUUGAACGGGAUCACGUUUCACCGGGAGUGUCCGCUUUUGUGCUGAUAUACUCUGUAGAGAUAGUUUGGGGUAUCGCGUGGUCACUUAGGAUGGCCGCCGAACUCGAAACUGAAAUGGUUUGCGUCGAAAGGGUUAGAGAGUACUCUGAAUUACAAGAGGAAUCCGAUUGGGAUUCRACAUUAGAAAACAAACCGAAAGAUGAUUGGCCAACAAAUGCAAGAAUUGAAUUUAUAAAUUAUACAACUUCUUACAGACCGGGAUUGGAACCGGUUCUUAAAAAUAUCAAUUUCCGAGUGGAGUCGGGAGAGAAAGUGGGAAUAGUUGGCCGAACCGGUGCCGGGAAAUCGUCAAUGACUUUGGCACUCUUCCGUAUUGUUGAGCCAACAUUAGGUUGCAUUAUAAUUGAUGGGAUAGAUAUCACAAAAAUUGGAUUACAUGACUUGCGAUCAAAACUAACAAUUAUACCACAAGAACCAAAUCUAUUUGCUGGAACUCUUAGACUUAAUUUGGAUCCAUUAGAUGAAUAUUCAGAUCAACAAUUAUGGACAGCAUUGGAAAGGUCGCACUUGAAGGAUUUUAUAUCUCAAUCAAGUGAUGGUUUAUUGUAUGAGAUAGAAGAAGGCGGUAAUAACUUGAGUGCCGGUCAGAGACAACUCGUAUGUCUGGCCAGAGCUCUGUUACGUAACACUCGUAUCCUAAUCCUCGACGAAGCGACCGCUGCCUGCGAUCUGGAGACCGAUCUAUUGAUUCAAUCGACUAUUAAGGAAGAGUUCAGCGAUUCAACAGUACUGACAAUCGCUCAUCGAUUGAAUACAGUAUUGGAUUACAAUAAGAUUAUAGUAUUGGAUAACGGGAUGAUUAAGGAAAUGGAUUCACCAGACAAUCUGCUCCGGGAUUCCGGUUCUAUAUUUUAUAGUUUAGCCAAAGAAUUUGGAAUUGUAUGAAAAAACUGUUACAUUUUUGUAUUUAUUAUUAGA